Suillus paluster is the source of this 780-nucleotide messenger RNA. RefSeq lists its product as uncharacterized. The coding region runs from base 1 to 780 and encodes 259 amino acids. The record is from RefSeq and is a predicted model, not a curated record. Lineage: Eukaryota; Fungi; Basidiomycota; Agaricomycetes; Boletales; Suillaceae. The transcript is spliced from 4 exons.
AUGCUUUCCCCCCUGUUGUCCUCCUUCUUCCUCUCCAGCACACAGCACACAGAACACCUGCAUUCAUAUGAUUUUUUCCUUGACUCUGAAGCACUAGGCUGCACCGAGUUCUGCUUCCUCUUGAGCACUGCUUUUGUUACUUGCUGUGGGCUGGCAUUGCCAAUUUCGUUGGCUUCCUUUGCUUGGGUUGAAGGAUGUCCCUCACAUCCCAAGCACCUAGCCUUAGUUGUGACUGUCUGUUCCAAAGGUGUUGAUGGCUCCAAAUCAGGUGCCAAUGUGCCCUGGUCAGCUUCAAGUGGCAAGGAAGGCUUGGGCAAAGAGAGCAGCACGGAAAGCUCAGGCAAGGAGAGUGGGCCAAGUGGCAAGGAAAGCUUGGGUGAAGCAAGUGGUAAGAAAGGCUUUGGUGUAGUGAGCAGUAAGGAAGGCUUGGGCAUAGUGAGUGGUAAGGAAGGCUCGGGUGUAGCAAGUGGUAAGGAAGGCUCAGGCAUAGCGAGUGGCAAGGAAGGCUCAGGUGAAGGGAGUGGCAAGGAAAGCAGGAGUAAAGAGAGUGGCAGAGAGGGUUGUGGUGAAGAAACUACCAGGGAAGGCUGGCAAAGAUGGAGUAGUGGAGUUGUACCGGCCUCUGAGGUAGUGGCAGGCCGACAUUGGAUGCAUGCUGCUGAUCUAACAGAUCAUCUAUCAGUGGUUGAUGGAGGUGUACUGGGUAUAGAUGUGGGAACUGAAAUUCCCUUUGAAGACCCACCUAUUCACAUAUCAGUUGUAGACCUACAAACCAACUAA